AUGUACGAGGUAUUAUCAAAUAUCAUGGCAAACUUACCGACUUGGAGUAGAAAUAGAGUAAAUGAUUUAUACUGUCUCUUGAGAGUAUUCAGUUUGAAAAGAUUCUUCGUUUCCUACAGAACAGCCUUUACAAGGCAGUCUCGGAUCGUUUUGGAAGCUACGAGUGUUCUCCAUGAAAGCAGGCUUUUGUUCCGUUAUUCGACGGCUUAUUUCCUCAAGGCAGUUGAAGAGUGCAUUCGUACAAUCGACAUCUUCGGAGAAGAUGGUAUGAAUGGCCAAUUGGAGUGGUUCGACUUGAGCAAAAGCAGACUGGCGGUUUUGAGAUCCCUGCAACACAUGGUCAUUUCAGAUGGGGGCGAGGAUCGCCGCCAUAUGGCAUAUCUAGCUGUCCAAGUGACUUUGGGUGGGAAGAAACGAAGAAAAAAGGGCGCAAACUUGGAUCCAGCAGCUGAGAAACACCGCACUUUGCUGCGUGUAUCGUUUCUGGUAGACAGUCGGAAAAUCCAUGUUUCUGGUACUGUUUGAGUCCCAUGUCAAGUCUUGCGUAACUACAACCCCUUGACACCAAAUGUCAGCCAUACGAAUCCUCCAGCUCGGACGAGACUUUUAAAGGAAUGGAAAAACUUCUCUGAUGCCGACUCAUCCGCAAAAAAAUCGGUACCGCAUUAUUUUAUCAGUGCAAGUAGUUGUUUUAUUUCGCGAUAUGUCGUAGGGGUGCAUCGGGUCUGGGUCCCGUUCUGUCAUCUUGGGCCUUUUCCAGGAGUCCCACUUGGCGUUCAACGACAACGGUCUCUGGCAGAAAGGCU
This is a messenger RNA of Colletotrichum godetiae, 806 nucleotides long. RefSeq lists its product as uncharacterized. The coding region runs from base 1 to 525 and encodes 174 amino acids. The transcript has 4 exons. The record is from RefSeq and is a predicted model, not a curated record. NCBI's taxonomy places the organism in Eukaryota, Fungi, Ascomycota, Sordariomycetes, Glomerellales, Glomerellaceae.